Messenger RNA from Rhodotorula graminis WP1, 606 nucleotides. RefSeq lists its product as uncharacterized. Lineage: Eukaryota; Fungi; Basidiomycota; Microbotryomycetes; Sporidiobolales; Sporidiobolaceae. The record is from RefSeq and is a predicted model, not a curated record. The coding region runs from base 1 to 606 and encodes 201 amino acids. The transcript has 8 exons.
AUGGCUCCCUCCCCCUUAGGCCGACUGCGCAUCGUGUGGCACGCACUCGCGCACGAGCCGCUCGUCGACGUCGCAAGCCAGAUUGCGCACUCUGACGCCCACAUUCGCCGCCUCGAGUACCAGGGCUCGCCCCAGGUCGAGGUGGACGAGGCAGAGCGCGAGCGCACGGCCCUCGUCGGGCAGUCGCACAGCGCAGAGGUCGUCGAGCUCCUCGCCGAGUCGGAGCGGAUCGUGACAGCUUUGGACCGCGAGCGUGCCGAAGCCAACAAGCACAAGCUGAGCCUGCCCAAGAGCACGGCCGCUCAAGUCGCCGAGCGCGACCAGGCUUUCCGCAAGGCCGAAGCGCUCGCAGACGCAUGCGAGGCUGCCGACGCAGUCGUCGACGUCGGCGAGCUCGCCCUGCAGCGCCACCUGGCCGCGCGUCCUGCCCAUUCGCUCGCGCAUGCACGGGCGUACCGUCACCAUCGUUCGAGCAGGCGCUCGAGCGUGGACGAGCACGAGGACACGUCGCUCGCGAGGGCGACGAGGCAGCACUGGAGCGCGUUGAGCUUGAGGCAGCGGGCGCUGUACUUUGGCGCGAGGCAUCCGUUGCGUGCCGAGACAUGA